This is a messenger RNA of Nannospalax galili (Upper Galilee mountains blind mole rat), 2358 nucleotides long. It is a transcript of the gene Ca5b, whose product is annotated as carbonic anhydrase 5B. The record is from RefSeq and is a predicted model, not a curated record. The coding region runs from base 158 to 1102 and encodes 314 amino acids. Lineage: Eukaryota; Metazoa; Chordata; Mammalia; Rodentia; Spalacidae. The transcript has 7 exons. Gene Ontology annotation, cellular component: cytoplasm; mitochondrion. Gene Ontology annotation, molecular function: zinc ion binding; carbonate dehydratase activity.
GCUCAGGGUGUGAAUCACCAAUCCUGAGUGUUGCCCUCUUAGAGGAUUCUUCAUGUUUUUCAAUAUCUGUUGUAUGUAGCUUUUCUUCCUCUCUCAUCCUCCAAGUUUUUAGACUCCUGUGAAGCAUUUAGCAACUGCUCGAAAUCUCAAGCAAAAGAUGUUGGUGAUGAAUCACCUGAGAGUGAUUCUUCAAGCAUCUCCUUGCAAAUCGCUGUGGAGAAGGUUGCAGCUUCCAAGGUCCAUGCCAGUGAGGCCCUGCAGUCUCUAUACCUGCACUUACAGAACCGGAAAUCGAGCCUUGCCUCCACUCUGGGAGAACUUGGACCUUGUUCCUGCCGGUGAUCGACAGUCACCCAUCAACAUCCGGUGGAGGGACAGUGUUUAUGAUCCUGGCUUAAAACCACUCCACAUCUCUUAUGAUCCGGCUACCUGCCUCCACAUCUGGAAUAAUGGGUACUCUUUUCUCGUAGAAUUUGAAGAUUCUACAGAUAAAUCAGUGAUUGAGGGAGGACCCCUGGAAUACAACUACCGACUGAAGCAGUUCCAUUUUCACUGGGGUGCCAUUGAUGCCUGGGGAUCUGAGCACACUGUGGACAGCAAAUGCUACCCAGCAGAGCUGCAUUUGGUGCAUUGGAAUGCCAUCAAAUUUGAGAACUUUGAGGAUGCAGCCCUGGAGGAAAAUGGUCUGGCUGUGAUAGGUGUAUUUUUAAAGCUAGGCAAACAUCAUAAAGAGCUACAGAAAUUGGUGGAUACUUUGCCAUCAAUUAAGCACAAGGACACCUUGGUGGAAUUUGGGUUGUUUGACCCUUCCUGCUUGAUGCCCACCUGUCCAGAUUACUGGACCUACUCUGGGUCUCUGACUACUCCGCCCCUCUCCGAGUCUGUUACUUGGAUCAUUAAGAAGCAGCCAGUCGAGGUUGAUCGUGAUCAGCUUGAGCAAUUUCGGACCCUGCUUUUCACUUGUGAGGGGGAGAAGGAGAAAAGAAUGGUGGACAACUUCCGCCCCCUUCAGCCACUGAUGAAUCGCACUGUCCGCUCGUCCUUCCGCCAUGAUUAUGUGCUCAAUACACCCAAGCCAGCAGCCAGCCAAGUGACCCCCUAAGACACUCCUAUCUAAACGGCAUCUUGCUUUAAUACAUAUUAACUUUAAAAUUUUUUAACUAGGUUAUUUAAAAACCCUGCACUUAAUGAUAUUUACACAUAUACAUUUCUGUUUUAUUUCCCCUUCCUUUUUUGUCAUUUCCAAGUUUCUAUCCUUAUAAAGCAGGAGAACAGAGACAAAACAAUAGAAAAAUAACUCAUAACCAAAUAACAUCAGGUUACUUUAGGUUACCCUUUGUGUGUGUGUGAAAAGCUUAAGGCAGAGGAAACUUCAUUACCAUGCCAAUUGAGACUGGCCUGUUUGGAAAAUUUAGCUUUAAAUCUCUCUAAUCUCUUUUUCUCAGAAAAUCAGAUAAACAGUUUAGUUUCCGCUAGGUGAAAUGGAAGUUUAAUGUGAGAGAGCCUAUCUUGAUUUUUAUGUUGGUCUGGUAGGGCCUAAUACAGGAGCUUAAUCUAAAACAAUGUGUUCUUGUGAGUUUUAACAAUUGUCCCUUUUUGUCCACACUGUCCCCUUCUUAAAGUGUUAGCGCUACUUUUAUUUACCAAUCAUUCUGGUCUCAAAAUGACACUCAUAAGUGUGCAUUUAUUGGUUUGAAAAUGUUUCAUGUGUCUUUGAAGGGAGUCCUUUGAUAAAUACAUUCGCUCCUUGACUGAUAGUGGAAGAAACAUCAAAUAUUAAUCUUUUCUUUAAAACACUAUAAAAUAUGUUACAAGGAAUUCUAAUGUUCUAAUCCUCUACUCCCCAUCCUAUAAAAACUUUUGAUUUGAUCGCCCCUAACACACACCCUAUAAAACGUUUGCUUAUGGAUGAAGGAAAAAAAUAAAGAGUCCUAGUAUAUUCCAGGAAUUGAUGGCCUGGGAGUGGGGAGUAGGCUGAGCCCUUCUUCCCUCUUUGGUCAAACCCCCCCCCCUUUUCCUUUUUCUUCUUUUGCUUGGAUUUUUAGCCAACCAGGAAAGACUGUGUGGGUGAACCUCAGCCAAUGGGGAAAAGACACAGUAUUAUGGUAGUUAGGAGUUAGGAUAAAAAUAUGCCAUACCCCUGUUCCCUGUGCUUGCUUCUCUAUAUUUCUGUUUUGAGUAGUGCACUCUUAUGAUCAGAAAUAAAGGUUUGCCUUAGCAAGACUCUUCAGCUGGAGUGGUGAUGGUCUCUUCCUUUGUAACCCUGAACAUAGUUCUAACAAUAAUAGUAUGUGUCACUGGAAUAAAAGCAGGAGAUUUGUUUCCCUUAUAAUAAAUGUGCUUUGUUUUUUGUUUCUU